Molecule: messenger RNA, 1105 nt
Organism: Micromonas commoda
Lineage: Eukaryota; Viridiplantae; Chlorophyta; Mamiellophyceae; Mamiellales; Mamiellaceae
Exons: 1
Coding region: 11-1057 (348 amino acids)
Source: RefSeq, a predicted model, not a curated record
CCGCGACGCCAUGGCUCCCGAGGCUGCGCCCCCGGCGGACACCGCCAAGCCCAUCCCGGUCGUCGAUGAAGACGCUCCCGCGGGCCCCGACAAGUACGGCUCGUUCAGCAACCCCGGUUCGCUGAACGUCGGGGUCCCGUACACCGGCAAGGAUCCCCUCGCGCAGGGCAACUCCCGCCUGAGAGGCGUGAACAUGAAGGCUCCGUCCGCGAAGAUGGGCAAAGGCAACGACGCCUCCUUCGACAGGUUCAAACCCUUAUAUCAGAAGGAACCGUUCCAGGUGAGCGCCGCGGAGAAGCGCGAGGCGAGGGCCAAGGCCGAGGACGGGCGCAUCCAAGGCCCGCUCGUGCCGGCGGGGAUGCCCAAAAAGAGCAGCGGUCUGGGCGGGUACGGGGGCACCCUCGGCGAGCCGUUCGAGAACGAGGACGGCGAGCCUUACUUCGGCUGGGGCACCGCGGACGGCGAACCGCCCAAGGGCUUGAUGAAAGGCGACCCGAGCACGCAGCCCAAGCCGCGAAACAUCGUCACGGGUCCGGGCAAGAAGGGUGGGUACGGGAUGCGGGGGUACACCCUCGGCGAGAAGAAGAGCGCGGGGGGGUCGGCGGGCGAGUACAAGUACGUCGCCACGGAUUACGACGCGGAGCGCAAGGCGGACGCCGCGCGGGCGGCGCACGGGAAGAAGCUGAUGGCCGGUAAACCCGAUUGGAAGCCGACGGCGCCGGGCAAGAGAGGGGGACCCGGGGUCACGGGCAAGACGCUCGCCGGACCGAAGAACCUCGGCGGCGUGUGCGGCGAGUACAGGUACAAACCGGAGGGACCGGAUCCGAAGUUUGUCCCGGAGCCCCCCGCGGAUUACCCUUGGGCGCCGCCCAAGCCCAACAAGGGCCCGAUGAAUCCGUUCCCGGAGCACAUGGCGGAUCCCGAGGAGCUGCAGAAGUGGAAGGAGAGGCGACGCGAGAAGGAGGGGAGGGCGAAGAUCACCAAGGCGUGGAGGCCCGGGGGCGGCGGCAAGAGCGGCGCGACCAAGUCCGUGCUCCGCAUGAACACCAGAUUAUGACGGCGCGACGCGACGUAUCGAAAACGACUUAAUUACAACUGUUAAGGC